CCGAUCGGCUUGUCGAGAGAAGCAUACACGACCUCGGUAUUGCCGAUCGGCGCCUUGUAUGCUCUCUCCCUCUGGUUCUCCAAUUCCGCUUACAUUUAUCUUUCUGUCUCGUUCAUUCAGAUGCUGAAAGCCUUAAUGCCUGUUGCCGUCUAUUCCCUCGGCGUAGCGAUGGGAAAGGAGGGGUUCUCAUCGGAAGUGAUGCUGACCGUGAUUACGGUGUCAGAAGGGGUUGCCAUAGCUGCGAUGGGAGAGGUGACCCUUGUGGUCAUAGGACUCGUAGUGCAGCUCGCCGCCAUCGCUUGUGAGGCCACAAGGUUGGUUCUUGUAGAGUUCCUUCUGACGAAGAAAGGCUACUCCAUGAAUCCGAUUACUACCUUGUAUUACGUCGCUCCGUGUUCGUUAGGCUUCGUCCUGAUUCCAUGGCUCUUUGUCGAAUUGCCUACGUUGUUGAGGAUGUCGUCGUGGUCUCCCGACUACUUCAUCUUCACAUCCAAUGCCGCUGUUGCCUUCGCUCUCAAUCUCGCUGUGUUUCUGCUGAUUGGAAAGACGUCAGCUCUUACGAUGAACAUAGCCGGUGUGGUGAAGGACUGGAUGCUAAUCUAUUUCUCAUGGAAUCAGUUCCACGAUCCUGUGACGCGUGUCAACAUCGUCGGCUAUGGCAUCGCGUUCAUGGGGGUCUGUUACUACAACAGACUCAAGCUGGAGAAGAUGAGGGAGGAGGAGACAACGGAGGCGAGACCUGCUACGAGAUCGGGAUCGGGAUCGGGGGACGUGGAAAGAGGAGGCCUUUUGCUUACUACUAGGGCCAACUCCGCCGAGGAGGAAGAUUUGAUUGCUUCCAAAAAUUACCAAGCGAAUUGCGCGGAAGAAGUAUCGCCGGGCCGCAGAAGUAAAGGUAUUAUGACCGGCGCGACAACGAGCGAGAACGCCAUGAGGAAAGUCCAAAGCGUAGAGUAAUGCCGUGCCGCCGUUCGUCUUUUCGCCUUUCGACCUCAAUCGACAGGAUCGGUGGCGGUAUAUACCCGUCUGAGACUUUCCUGCACUGUCGG
Molecule: messenger RNA, 1049 nt
Organism: Chara braunii
Lineage: Eukaryota; Viridiplantae; Streptophyta; Charophyceae; Charales; Characeae
Source: the annotation of a GenBank genome assembly